Besnoitia besnoiti is the source of this 1248-nucleotide messenger RNA. Its product is annotated as putative peptidase S15. Lineage: Eukaryota; Apicomplexa; Conoidasida; Eucoccidiorida; Sarcocystidae. Bases 1 to 1248 code for a protein of 415 amino acids. The transcript is spliced from 5 exons. The record is from RefSeq and is a predicted model, not a curated record.
AUGGGUUUUUCGUCCUCGAGUUGGUCGUGGGCAGGCCUGGGCUGCGGCCUGCUGGCUCUGGCCGUAUUGUUCCCUCCCGAUCCAGGCCUUCGCUUCAAGCCGCCUCCUUUCAAGGCCUCGACAGAAUCGGAUGGAUAUACUGUGUGGCGCAGGACCUCGGAUGGGGAUGCCUACGGUCGCCGGACAGUGUAUGUAGAGAGUGGCGGCGAGAUGCUUCACUGCUGGCUGUAUCUCCCUGCCAGUUCCAUCGCGAAGGCCCCAAUCUACGUUGUCGCUCACGGCUUCGGAGCAGUUAAGGCCGUCGCGGACGUCCGCUUCGCAGAGAAGAUUCAAGAAGGCGGAAUGGCCGUCAUCACUUUUGACUACAGGACAUGGGGCUAUUCGGGAGGGGCCCCGCGACACAUCGUCGAUCCAGACAUGCAGCUGGAGGACUUCCGUGCAGUCCUUAAACAUAUUGUUGAUACUGACGGGUUCCAGGGACUCGUUGACCCUCUGGACAUCCACAUUUUUGGGACGUCGUACGCAGGCGGGCACGUGCUGGUCCUGGCCUCUCAGCUCGCUCAAGAGCGCGAUUCCCCGCUAUUCCGCAGCCUGCGCACGGUUUCAUCAGUCGUUCCGCUUAUUGAUGGGAAGGCGCAGAUGAAGAAGGCACUUCAGCAAAGGUCUUUCUUUCGGACGCUGCGCUAUGUGGCGGCGAUUCUCGCAGACUUGCUGCGACAGGCGGCAGGCGGCCAGCUGCAGCCCAUUUACGUGCAAAUCGCCGGAUCUCGCGGUGCAACCAGCCUUUCCGCGAUGGAGCUCCAAGGCGAUGAGUUGAAGAUUUGGUCGGCGCGAUCCACGGUCGAGAUCGAAACGGGCACGUGGUCCAAUGAACUAGCGGCAAGGUCCCUCUUCAACACAUCUCGAUAUCGCCCGAUUAAUCAUCUGGCCCAUAUUCGGACCCCGACCUUACUUGUUGAAGCGGAAUUCGACGACACAUGCAUCCCCAAACUGACAGCGGACGCGCUGGAGGCUAUCAACUCGCGUGGCAGGGCAGCUUCCUCGAAACGCCCCUCGAGUGAUGCACCCCAAGAGGCCGGCUCCCUGGCUCAGCUGUAUCGCAUGCCCAUAAACCACUUUGACGUCUACCUGUCACCGCACCUUGAGAAUCUGAUAGGCACCUCGAUGACGUUCGCGAAACGGCAUAGUGUGCAUCAUAGAGGUUCAACGACAGGGGAAUCCGUCGGACGAGGCUCUGCAGCUGCAUAG